This is a messenger RNA of Vespa velutina, 1008 nucleotides long. RefSeq names its product mitogen-activated protein kinase kinase kinase 7-like. Gene Ontology annotation, biological process: JNK cascade; protein phosphorylation; positive regulation of canonical NF-kappaB signal transduction. Gene Ontology annotation, molecular function: ATP binding; magnesium ion binding; MAP kinase kinase kinase activity. The record is from RefSeq and is a predicted model, not a curated record. Lineage: Eukaryota; Metazoa; Arthropoda; Insecta; Hymenoptera; Vespidae. The coding region runs from base 1 to 1008 and encodes 335 amino acids. The transcript has 7 exons.
AUGGUUUUAACGACAGAGGGUGAAAGAAAAGCUUUCACGGUAGAAGUAAGGCAAUUGUCAAGAGUCUUUCAUCCUAAUAUUGUCAAAUUAUAUGGUGCGUGUACUAAAAAUCCAGUAUGUUUGGUAAUGGAAUAUGCAGAAGGUGGAUCAUUAUACAAUGUUCUUCAUUGUAAUCCACAACCGCGCUAUACUGCUAGUCAUGCAAUGAGCUGGGCUCUUCAAUGUGCACGUGGUGUAGCAUAUCUUCAUAAUAUGAAGCCUAAACCAUUAAUUCAUAGGGAUUUAAAGCCACCAAAUCUAUUGCUAGUCAUGGGUGGACAAACGCUUAAAAUUUGUGAUUUUGGUACAGCCUGUGAUUUGAAUACUUAUAUGACUAACAAUAAAGGUUCAGCAGCAUGGAUGGCACCGGAAGUAUUCGAAGGUUCAAGAUAUACCGAAAAAUGUGAUGUAUUUAGUUGGGGCGUCAUUUUAUGGGAAGUUCUUUCACGUAAAAAACCUUUCGAUGAAAUUGGUGCAUCAGCGUAUAGAAUAAUGUGGGCUGUGCACAUAGGGCAAAGACCACCAUUGAUAGAAGGUUGUCCAAGACCCAUUGAAGAAUUAAUGACCAGAUGUUGGCAGAAAUGUCCAGAAGACAGACCUUCGAUGGAUGAAGUGGUGAGAAUUAUGACGAUUCUAUUUGAAUUUUUCAACAAUAAUUUAGACCCUGUUGAAUAUUCCUUGGGUAGCGAAGCAGACGAUAUCGAUGGUAAUGAAGAUACGAAAGAUGAUAUUUUAGAUAUGGUAACGACCUUAGAUACUCGGAUAAAUGGAUCAGUUAUGAAUGGAACAAUAUGUCCAAAUGUUACAUCAUCUGUCAAACAACCGGAUGAUGGAACGGAUGAUGAACUUAAUUCGUAUCCAGUAACUUCUCAACAGUCCCCUAACAAUGCAUUAACGCAUUCCUCAUCGCAAAUAAAGAGAUCAAUACCGCAAUGUAAUCCUAUAAUAUCCCAAAUGAAUCCAGUAUGA